AUGGACGCAGCAGCAGCUAGGCAGCAAGGCAUUGAGUCCGUCUCUGCUGGGGCUCCGCUCAACGCUCGCUGGCGCUCAGCAACCGAGCACAAUGUUUUCGCUGACAACCGAGAUGAAGACAUCUUUGGUUGGAUCCAGCCCAACGAGUGGGACACUGUCGCAGGUCCUAACAAAACCAACUUUAUGCGCGGUGAAUGCGUAACGUGCGCUCCAGACCAAGACAGUUGCGCCGUCGUUCCUGCACCAUUACAAAGCUGUGGAGGCCCAAGCUGUGGGUAUGGAGCGCCGUGCUGCGAAUAUAGUCGCCAUGCAACCCGUACCUCUGGUCCAUCACGGCCACCUCCUGCACUCCUCGUGCAACAUGAUGACGACAGCAGCGACCCCAAAACAUCCUCUAUGUCCCGAAUCGAGCGUCUCGUAAAAGUAGAACAGAGUAGCAGUCUCGGUGUCAGCCUCAUCGACAUCAUCCACGGUCGCAGCUGCCGUCCUAUCAGUCUUUUGGAUCUGCGCAUCUUCUUGCACUUUCAGCGCCAGCCUCAGAAGCGACUACCUUCCUACUACCCGGCCUCAGACAUGCAGAGCUUAGCUCUCAACGACGUAGAUCUCAACGUGGAUUUACCCACCUCAACCACCGCAGCAUCGCCUUUUACGUCGGCCUCCGUCCAAGAGAAGCCUUCGACACCAGUAUCAAGGCGACUGCACUACGACGAGGUCGACGCUCUCGAUUUUUUGGUCGCCUACGAGCGCUACCUCACCAGGUUCCGAGAUCAGCCACGUGCAGAUCGUCUCAAGAGUCCAGACCCCGCCACCUGCAAAGCCGCUGUUCGCGCUUAUGUUCAACGCGCUUGCAAAACUCGCGCAUCCUCCGAUCUCGCUGCCACGGAUAUCUUGCUUCGAAGUCCCGACGUCGCCGAUGACCUAUGCGACAUGCCGGAAGAAGCUUCGCGAGAGAUACUUGGCCGACUCAGGCCUGGGGAUCUCGGUCUGAAACCGGAAUCGCAGCCUUUGCGUUUCGAAUUCGAUCGCCUCGUUCAUCGCUAUCUCUGCUCGCGACGCGUAUGCAUUGUGUCCAGCUCGCGCAAGCCAUGGGGAAAUCAAAAUUCUGGCUCGUCUGCUGAAACCAUUGCGGACGCAUCCGACUUGCCAACGCAACACAGACUCGGCUCGUCCAAGGACGACAAGACGCCACGUCUUCGCUGGAUGGUUGAUGUUGGCCUUAUUUCCGAGGACGAGUUGCAACUUGCCUUGGCCGAAUGCGACUUUUCUACCCACCCAGACGUACUCGCGCCCAUCGCAGAGGCAGUGUAUGCCUAUAUGUCGCAGCACAUCGUGCCAUUCUUUUUCAUUGCGGCGGCACGCAAUCUGAGCCCCAACACUAAGCGCGGACGUCUCCUGGUUGGCCUCUGUUGCACAGCUACCGCGCUUACAUUCAGCAUUCUGCUCAUUGUAUCUCCCUCGCCGCUUGCGAGACGCGCCAACAACGGGACCGGAGAAAUUUUACGCUGGUGGCGACUUGUCACUGCUCCCAUCUGGUGUGCAGGGCUGGGCUAUAUCCUUGCCUAUUUCACCGGAGUUUGUGUCUGGCUCACACUGCGAGGAAAUCGAGAACCCGAUGAGAAGGAAGAACGUGAGCGAGAAGAGAUUCGUUCUCGCAUCUCGGGCGAAGACGUCGUAGGUUUCGACCUCGCCGAGCUGCAAGCUGCUGCCGAUGAGCGCGACAUGGCCGCCGAGCAGGACACUAAUCGUUGGGUGGCGCCUGAGAUUGCUGAGAUCCUCACUGGCAUCGCGGGGCAGAGGAAGGGCAAGCACAGGGGGCAACGUUCCGCCUCGUCCAUCCGCGGUAGCCAUGAUCCUCGCCUGCUCGAAGAAGGACGCGCACGUUCGAGAUCCGAAGUAGAGCAUGUACCAGCGUCGGUCAACAUUUCGCUUGAACAAACUUUCGCCGAUACGUCGAAUGCAACCGGUUCACAAGCUUCUAUCGAGAAAAACGCCGAUCUUCUCGUACCAGCAGCCGUUAUCCUGCACACACCACGGAAGCAAGCCGGCGUGCUUGGUGCCUCUGAUUCAGCCAUUUGCCCUGCUGCUGCGCUUUCAACGUCGGACUUGAACUCGCCCGUGCUGGUUCGACCCAGUCUGGAUUGUGCUCGUAAGUCGCUCAACGACUUGGGUCAAGCCGACGCCACCGUGUCCACCAACGGAGGCAAUCCCGCCGUGCAUACUCUGAUGAGACAUAAGCGCGUGCCUCUGCUUAACUUGUCGAUCGGCAUCGUGACCAGGUAUGGAAACGAGCUGUCAGAGGAUCACGCAAAUGCACCAGUACUGACGCGCGAUGCCCUGCUCUUUGACCCGGAACUGGCUGCACGAGUCACUUGGCCGGGUUUUGGAGAAGCGAGUGCGGCUCGUUCCACGAACAGUGGCUCUCCGCAGGGUUCACCGUCGGCUGUCACUGGACGCAAGUUGCUGACACACGCACUGCUGCCACUCAAGUCAAAUGGACGUGGGUGCGAUGCCGAAAGGAAGGUGCCCGUUCGAAAUCGAUCUGGUGAGAUCAACGCCGAGAUGGGUCAUACACCACUUCCCAAGAAGCCAGAACCAACAGCACGGCCACCAACACCGCUCGACGCUCGGGACAUUGCGCCGUGGUCGGCACUGUCGGCAGCCAGCAGCUCGGAUGCUUCAUCCAAGCCGCUGCUGUUUUCCAUCCCGAGCAGCCGCAGAUCGCAUCUAUCGGCCAACACCAGUACGACGCUUGUCGGUGCAUCGUCGAUAGUCGCCAACGCGCCCAAACGCGCGUACGAAGAGUCGUCCUCAGGCAGCUUCAAGGCGCGUGUCUGGUCGGCUGUUCAGCGAGCGUCCGGGUUUGCAGUGGGCACGGAACGCGUACUUGAUGCGCGUGUUCGUCGCGCACAGCAGAUGAAGGCUCUCCGCAUCAUGGUGCUCAACACAUUUGCCACUGUCGUGGUCGUUGCCAUCGUCGUUGCGAUUCCCUGA
This is a messenger RNA of Mycosarcoma maydis (corn smut), 2991 nucleotides long. RefSeq lists its product as uncharacterized. Bases 1 to 2991 code for a protein of 996 amino acids. NCBI's taxonomy places the organism in Eukaryota, Fungi, Basidiomycota, Ustilaginomycetes, Ustilaginales. The transcript has a single exon. The record is from RefSeq and is a predicted model, not a curated record.